Prorocentrum cordatum is the source of this 1641-nucleotide messenger RNA. NCBI's taxonomy places the organism in Eukaryota, Dinophyceae, Prorocentrales, Prorocentraceae. The record is from the annotation of a GenBank genome assembly.
AUGCCGCAAAUCUCCCUGGACGCGGGACUGCAAGGAUCCCGAUUCGGCCUCUCUGCUCCAGCAGCUUCCAUCUACAAGUAUGGGACCACGAAGAACUGGGUUGCAGCGCUGAAGUUUUUCCGACAGUCAUUGCAGCCCAACGCUCGAAUCGACGCCAACUUCUACAGCGUAGCGAUGAGCGCAUGUGUGACGUGCACACAGUGGCAGCGAGCUUUGUCACUGUUAGAUGAAAUCCCGAUCAGGAACUUGGCACCGUCCGUCAUCUGUUACAACAUUGGGAUCAGCGCGUGCCAGAAAGGUCGGCAAUGGCAGCAGUCUCUGCUGCUGCUCAGGGACCUGUGUGCGGUGAAUUUGAAGCCAGACACGAUCAGCUACAACAUCGGAAUCAGCGUGUGUGAGAAAGGCAGGCAGUGGAAGCUGGCGGUGUCGCUGCUCCAGGAUAUGCGGGAGUGUUGCCUGGAGCCCGAUGUCAUCAGCUACAGCGCUGGAGUCAGUGCGUGCGAGAAGGCUGGUCAGUGGCAGCAGGCGCUGUCGUUGCUCAGCGAGCUGUGUGCGACGAAGAUACAGCCGAACGUUACUGCUACAAUGCUGCAAUCAGCGCGUGCGAGAAGUGCGGGCAGUGGCAGCGCGCGCUGGCGACGCUCGGCGAGCUGCGGAGGGCGAGGCUGGAGCCGACCGUCGUCUACAACGCUGGGGUCAGCGCGUGCGAGAAGGGCGGACACUGGCAGCAUGCGCUGUGGCUGUUCGGCGAGAUACACGCAGCGAGGCUGGAGCCAGACGUGCUAUGGCACUGGCAUCAGCGCGUGCGGAAGAGGCGGGCAGUGGCAGCAGGCGCUCUUUCUGCUCAGCGAUUUAUGUGCGAAGGGGUUGGAGCGCCAGGUCAUCACAUGCAGCGCCGGAGUCAGUGCCUGUGAGAAACAGGGGCAGUGGCAGCAUGCGAUAUCGCUGCUUUGCGAGAUUGUCGAGGCAAAGUUCCAACUCGACGUUAUCGCAUAUAGCGCUGGCAUCAGCGCGUGCGAGAAAGGUGUCCAGUGGCAAAUGGCGCUGUCGUUGCUCAAUGAGCUACAGAUGAAGAAGAUACAGCCCAACGUCGUCAGCUUUAGCGCUGGAAUCAGCGCGUGCGAGAAAUGUGGGCAAUGGCAGCGGGCUUUGCUUCUGUUCGACCGGUUGCGGGCAGUGACGUUGGAGCCUGACGUUAUCUGUUAUAACGCUGGACUUGCCGCGUGCGGGGAGGGCGGGCGUUGGGAGCAGUCACUCUCAUUGCUGAGUGAUUUGCAGGCGGCGAAGCUUGAGCCAGAUGCCAUCUCAUACAACGCCGCAGUCCGUGCUUGCGAGAAAGGCGGACGGUGGCAGAAGGCUUUUUCGUUGUGGAGCGAGUUGUGGGUCUCAGCGUUGGAGCUGAGCGUCAUCAGUUACAACGCUAGAAUCAUAUCGUUGGAAAAGCAGGGCCAGUGGCAGCAUGCUCUGUGCUUGCUCACCGAGCUAUGGGAGUCGAAGUUGGAACUCGACGUUAUCAGCUACACGAUGGAAAUCAGCACGUGCCAGAAAGGCGGGCAGUGGCAACAAGCGCUUGCCUUGCUCAGAAGGUUGCCGGACUUGAAGUUGGAGCCAGACGCCCUCUGGUCAGCUACAGCGCUAUGA